AUGAGUCAAAAAGAAGUAGGAAUGUUAGAUGUGGGAACGCAUUGUAAGUUUUGUCGCCAGUUGGACUUCCUUCCAUUCCAUUGCUCGCGCUGUAAUGGUGACUUCUGUCAGCUACACAGGCUGAAAGAGGACCAUCAUUGUAGAUGGUUGCUAGAGCAUCAGAACGUUGAAGAUGCAAACUCUGCUCCAUCUCCCAAAAACGAGAACGGUCGGUACUUCCAGUCUUUACUACCAGAGAAAGGAUAUAUACGGGUGCAACAACCACCUGAUUCACGCAAGGCGGCAUCUGACUCCUUAAGGGAGCGCUUAGUGAAAUCCGGCAAUACUACUGCUUUGGAUAAGUUAAAACAAUUCUUUAGCAGGAACCGCAGUGCCCAUUCAAAGAAGACUUCGAAAACGAGUCCCUCCACCAAAAUUAUACAACUUGCAAAAAUGAAAAAGAGUGCGGUUGGUGACGGAAAGAUUCCACAAGAUAAUAGGAUAUACAUCUUUUGCUAUGUCGUCGAUCGAAGUGACGAGCAUGUCAAGCAUGAAUUAUUCAUCAAUAAGAUCUGGCCAGUAGGACGUGUUCUGGACUACAUAGCUUCCCAAUUUGAUAUCCAAAACUACAAUAAUCGUGCUGAAUCGACGACAAAAGAAAAGUUGUUCCUCUACUUAGAUAAUAAUGGGGUGCCGACACCCAUCGACACAACAAGCAGAGUGGCCACUACGAUUAAAAAUAUGGAUACCCUAUUUCUCGUUCGGGGAGAACAAGCUCCUUCAUCGUAA
Messenger RNA from Lachancea fermentati, 768 nucleotides. Lineage: Eukaryota; Fungi; Ascomycota; Saccharomycetes; Saccharomycetales; Saccharomycetaceae. The record is from the annotation of a GenBank genome assembly.